Molecule: messenger RNA, 4569 nt
Organism: Mucor velutinosus
Lineage: Eukaryota; Fungi; Mucoromycota; Mucoromycetes; Mucorales; Mucoraceae
Exons: 16
Coding region: 1-4569 (1522 amino acids)
Cellular component (GO): cytoplasm
Molecular function (GO): protein tyrosine phosphatase activity
Source: RefSeq, a predicted model, not a curated record
AUGACAGAUUCUCCACCGAGACAUCUCAAUGCGUCUUUGCUGCAUGCCGAAGGGCUUGCAAGCAGUGUUCCAAGCUCGCCUCGAUUAGCACAUAGGAAAUUACCUCAACAUGACCCAUCUGUCAAGCCAAAGAGUCGGUACAUACCUCAGCGCAUCGAUGAGAUGGGAAGUUCAAUUCGCCAUAAUCUAGCCUAUUCCUCCUUGCCUGCCUCUAGAUCAGAAUCCCCAGCGCCAGCAUCCGUCAAUAUCAGUGCGCCAAAGCAAGAAAGACCAUCCACGCCUCUAUCACAGGCAGCAGGGUCUCAGGACCCUCGUUACCUAUUGAAUGCUGUCAAGAAUCUAAUGCGCACUCGCCAUGGCAGUGUAUUGACUCGAAAUACCAUAUUAAAGAUGGAUCACUUUGAAAAAGGCAUGAAUACAAAGCUGGAUUUCCACUUGCAAGGCGCACCAAAUUUCCGUGUAGCGGAUUUAAAUGUAUAUGGUGUGGCACAGCCUACGGCUGUUGGUUUAUCCACCGUAUUGGCUCUAUUAAACUGUCAUCCCAAAAGUAACAUCCAGGCAUCAUGCACAUGGUUUUUAACUCGAGAGGAACCGUUGAUCUACUUGAAUGGGCAUCCGUACGUGUUGCGGGACUAUGCUGACCCGUUGCAGAACAUGGUGGCAUUUUUAGGCAUCAAUGCAGCUCGACUCGAGAAACUAGAGGAACGAUUAAAGCAUGACGUAGUCAAAGAAGCCAAGAACAUGGGAGGAUUAAUUCUAGUGCAUCAAGAAUUGACGGACGGUACCAUUGUCCCUUGUUUCAUCGCUGCGGAUCAAGUUCAAACCCCUAGAGAAUUGUUUGAAGAAUAUCAGCAACGCGAGUAUAGGCUCAAGUAUUUCAGAAUCCCCAUUUCACCUGAGCAAGCGCCUGAAGACAACUAUUUUGAUGAAUAUGUGCGUGUCAUCAAAUCAUUAAAGCCUACAGACCCCUUGAUCUUUAACUGUGGUAUGGGUGCCGUACGAACCACUGUGGGUAUUGUCAUUGCACAGAUCAUUCGUCGCAUACAACUGCUCGAGUUGAAUGAGCCUGAUCCAUUCCCCCUUCCUGGCUGGAAUUACGCUGAUGCAAAUACUUUGGAUAAUGCAAAUGAGACACCAGUAAAAAAUAUCUCUUCUGAAUUGUUGAGAGGAUGGGAAGAAGUGGAUACCAUUCAGAGUCAAAAUCAUGCGCUAUUGAGAUUAGUCUACAUCCUAGAGCAAGGGCUUGAUUCCAAGAUGUCGCCGAGAUCAGCUAUAGAGUGGGCUUUGGAACGUGGUAGCAUGAUUGAGAACCUCAAGGAAGCCAUCAUGGGCAAUUACCAUGUCAUCACCGCCCUUACUGCAGUGGUGGACAGUGGUAAUUUUAGUAAGAAAAUGAUGGAUGAAGUGAUUGACCAAUCGGACGCUGUCAUCAACCUUCGUGAAGACAUCUUGAUGAACAGAAUCAAGCAGACAACGCAAGCUUCAGCAGGCUACGAAUCUAAAAACAGCUACAUCGCCAAAGCAGCUGUUGGCCUACAACGUUACUUUUCAUUGCUCUGUUUCACAGCGUACAUCAAUGAAUCAGCCGACGAUCAAUUCAGCACCAAAUUCUCGGACUGGAUCAAGUCGAGAAGCGAGAUUUGGAGCAUGUUGCAGAGUAUUCGACGCAAGAGCCCCAAGCUUUAUUUGUUCAGACCUGUGGAUGAUUUGCAUCGAUUGGUUCAUACCAAUACAUUUAGCGCUUCAUUGAAUUCGCACCGUCGUCAUAAUGCACUGGGUUAUGGACCUGGUAUGUUCGAAAUGGUUGGUGCAGGUGGACAGCUUGGAUCAGUUGCAUCAGAGAUUGAAGAGUUUGUGUUAAAGUCUCGCACUGGUGUUGUUCUCACUUCACAAACCAUUUUGAAGGUUGAUUUCUGGAACGCAAGUCCGUUGGAUGUUGACGAACACAAUCAGCUGCAAAAAUUACCUACACCAGGUGGCAUCAAUACAGAAGAAGAGGAUUGCAACAAUCUUGUCAACAAGAGGUCGCAACGCCAUCAUGUGUUUUUGGUAGAAGGCGGAUCUAAUUUUAGACGCAUCAAGCACACACAUGUGUAUGGCAUUGCUCAGCCCACCGUGGAUGGUCUUCGUACUGUGAUUCGACAACUCUUGACAGAUCAGCCAAAGAACGACAAGAUUCAAUGGAUCAAUUUGCGUGAAGAGCCCAUUAUCUACAUUAAUGGCAUUCCCUACGUCCUGCGCGACAGAUACUUUACAUUACGUAAUAUAAAGGUCUACAAAGGCAUUACUGGUGAUCGACUGGAGCAGCUGGAAGAACGUUUGAAGCAAGAUGUGAUUCGUGAAGUGCUCAAUUAUGAUGGCCGUAUUCUGCUGCAUGGUGAGGACAAGGACGGCAACGUGUUGGCAGCAUGGGAGGAAGUGGAUACCGAUGAUAUCAUGACUGUGCGUGAAGUCAUGAUCUCUGUUGCCAUGGAGAUUGCAGAAGAGCUGGACAGUGAUGCUAGUAGCAGCGAUUCUUCUAUCACCAAAGUGGAUCUUCGUCAUGGCGAUGUGCUCGAUUACUACCGUGUGCCGGUUACAGCUGAAAAGGCGCCUGAAUGGUGUGAUUUUGACGAAAUACGCAAUUUGAUUACUAGCACUGAUCUAUCCAAGACAGCAUUGAUCAUGAAUUGCCAGGUUGGUUUGGGAAGAUCGACCAUAGGCACUGUAGUUGCUACUUUGAUUACCCGAUGGAUCAAGCCUAAUCGCGUGGAAGGAGGCAAUGAUCACCGCCAUAAAUGCCAAUAUCUCAACUAUCAAAUUAUCAAUAGUUUGCUCAGAGUCAUCAAGAAUGGAUUAGAAGUCAAGCAUACCGUGGAUGAUGUGAUUGACAAGUGUGGUGCUUUCCUCAACUUGCGUGAAAUGAUCGAGUCAGAACACAUCAAAUCAGACAACGAAGACGAUGAAGUCAAAAAGAAGGCACACAUCAAGCGAGGCAUUGCAGCACUGCAACGCUAUUUUGUGCUGCUGUGCUUUGAAGCCUAUUUGGAUUCCACAUCACCUGAGCUCCUCAAUUCCACCCCCACAUUCGAGUCUUGGAUGACUAAACGACCUGAAAUCGGCACCUUGCUGGAGGAAUUUGAGCACCCUGACGAGCAACUGAUUACACCUGUCGAGAAAUCUAUUGGUGACGGUGUGGCACUCUCGAGUGAAAUCAUGAGCGUGGUCGCUUCUCGUCAUGGCCAAGUGUUGGCACAGCAAACGAUAUUGAAACACGAUGCGUUCCCCGGAUGCCAAAAGAUGAGUUUAAAGGAGAAGAUUGAGGGCGCUUAUAACUUUAGACGAGUGCAAGUACAAGAUAUCAAGUCCUGUGUGAAACAGCCCAAUAAGGCAGCAGAUGACAGUGGGUUAGCUGCUGAUCUGGAGCGCAGUGAUGAAGACAAGAUGACCCCACCUUACAUCUGUGGAUGUGCCAUGCCGUCCAAAGACGCCAUCAAGGCAGUGUUAAAGUCCAUGAAUGCAGGUCCUGGAGGCAAGCGAAAGGUUCUAUGGACAUGUCUUCGAGAAGAGCCUGUGUUAUACGUCAACAAGCAGCCCUACGUAUUGCGUCUGUUCCAGGAUCCACUGAAGAAUUUGGAAUCGACGGGCAUCACAACAGACCGCGUUGAAGGGAUGGAAGAACGUAUGAAACUGGAAGCGAUCCAUGAAUGGAAAGAAUACGAUGGAAGAUUGUUACUCCACGAUGAAAAGCCCAAUGAAAAGGGUGAAUUUGAUCUAGUGGGCAUGUGGGAAUCGGUCCAGAUACAAGACAUUGAAACACCCAAAGAAACCUUCCAAUCUAUCAUUGACGAGGGCUAUCAAGUGGAUUACCUGCGGAUUCCAAUUACGGACGAGCAAGCACCAAUUCCCGACGUUUUUGAUCAGCUAAUUUGUAGAACAAAAAAUGCCAACACCGGGGUCGAUGUGUUGUACAAUUGUCAGAUGGGACGUGGUCGCACAACGACGGGUAUGGUUACCGCCUGUCUGAUGGCGAUGAUUAUGAAUAAUGACUCGAUCAUGAUGGACAAGAACGGCCAUAUAUUGAUUGAUUCACCUCAGUCCACGCGAAAAUCCUUCAUCUACAACAGCGAGAAUGAAGACUCGAUAGAGGAGAGCUACCACAAUGGCGAGUUCAAGAUCAUUCUUCAGUUGGUGAGCAUGCUGACCUAUGGCAAGCUGGCAAAACGUCUUACAGACAAGGCCAUCAAUAUGUGCGAUCACAUGCAAAAUUUGCGAAAAGCCGUCUAUGAUUACAAAUUGCGCAUGGAUGCCAUCGAGGAUCCCAAAUCCAAGCAAUACAAGGCCCUCAAGGACGUUGCUCUCAACUAUCUGAUCAGAUACUUUUACUUGAUCGUGUUUGCCAACUAUCUCUUGGAGCAACUGGCAGUGACAAAGGUGCAGCAGCAGCCGCAAUCAGACAAUAUGCCAUCCAAUGAACCCGACGCCAUCUGUGAUGAGACGAUGGAUAAGGCAAGCACAUUCAAGUCAUGGCUGCAGAGCAGACGUGAGAUUACAAACAUUUUGAGGCUACAGCCUGUCGAGCUAUCUUAG